CCUUGUAUGAUAGACACUCACUCCUGGUUCCUUCUUCCAGUCAAUAAAAGCCGAUAUCUCGCCUACGUCUCAGUGUGAGUUAUUGAUGGUGCAUCAAUUUUAUUGACUGGAAGUUUUAAAACAUGGAACCCGUUUUGCGUCCGGACCGGUUGGAUUUGGACCCUCAAGACCCUGACGCAGCUCUCGCUUUUGAACACUGGCUUGCAUGCUUCCAAUCGUACUUGGCGGAGCUUCGUGCGACUGAACCCGCCGUUAUGCACAGAAUCCUACUCUCGAGGGUCACCCCCAAAGUUUACUCCUUUAUCCGGGACCUGCCGACCUACGAAGGGGCACUGGACGCCCUCAAACGACAGUACCUGCGGCCGGUGAACACCGUCUACGCAAGACAUCGCUUAGCUACCCGGCAACAGCGGCCUGGCGAAUCGUGCGCUGAGUUUCUCCGAGCACUACAGACACUCGUCCGAGCUUGUGACUGCAAGACGCUCACGGCAGAACAGCAUGCGGAGCUGCUGGUGCGAGACGCCUUUGUGACGGGACUGAGGUCAGUGUACAUGCGCCAGCGGCUGCUGGAGAACUCGGAUCUUACCUUAAGCUCGGCGAUAGAGAAGGCCAACGCUCUAGAAGCUGCGCGGCAUAACGCCGACGCUGUCCAGUCGCGCGAUUCCCCGCCGGUUUCGUGGACGCCUCAGACCCCGCCACCGCCGGCUCCCGGGAGCGAAUUCGCCAACGCCGCCGCCAGUCGCAAUUCCACGAGCUCCCCGACCCAGACCACGGCUGUGGCCCGUAAGAAACUCGGGCCUUGUUAUUUCUGUGGCCAAAAGAAACAUCCUCGACAACGCUGUCCAGCGCGAGAAGCGACCUGCUCCAGCUGCGGAAAGCGGGGCCACUUCGCCAAGGUCUGUAAGUCUCAACCUCGAGCGGAGUGCAGCGCUGCGGGUGAAACGUGGGGGCCGCCAUCUUGCAUGCCGGGAUGUGGGCGGCCAUCUUUGUCGACGUCAGCACGCCCCGCCCCCGAUCCUCGGAUGCUGACCGGGUACCCCAGAUGUGAGCGGCCAUCUUUGUCGGCGUCAGCAUGCCCCGCCCCCGACCCUCCGAUGCUUACCGGGUACCCCGGAUGUGGGCGGCCAUCUUUGUCAACGUCAGCAUGCCCCGCCCCCGACCCUCCGAUGCUGACCGGGUACCCCGACGGCGAUCCAACUCUGGCCACUGUGACUCUCGACCAAAGCGCCCCACACCAGCUUGCAAGGUCCAUGAUGGACAUCCAGGUGGAGGGGCAUUGGACUGGAUGUCUGUUUGACACGGGCAGCACUGGGAGUUUUAUUCACCCGGACACAGUGCAACGCUGCGGACUUGCAACGCGGCCGGUCAGUCGGAGGUUCCAUUUGGCCUCUGGGUCGCAGUCCGCAGACAUCCGGGCGGGUUGUGUAGCGACUUUGGUGGUGCAAGGCACAGUAUAUCAGGACUUUGAACUGCUGGUCAUGCCUAAUCUGUGUGCACCUGUGCUAUUGGGGCUGGACUUCCAGAGCCAUCUCGAAAGUGUGACUAUGGUAUACGACGGGCCCCUCCCACCACUCACUGUCAAGAAUCCUCAGUUUUGUGGGACUUCUUCACAUACCCCGCUACUGACCACACACACACACGGACACACACAUCCCAUCCAGAACCAGGCCAACAGCUGCGCUACCGACACUUGCAGCCUCUCCACUCUCAAGAUCCCUCCCCCACCGCUGUUCGCCAACCUGACCCCCGACUGUAAACCUGUGGCAACCAAAAGCAGGAGGUACAGCGCGGGGGACCGGGCCUUCAUUCGGUCGGAGGUGCAGCGGCUGCUCAGGGAGGGGAUCAUUGAGCCGAGCACAAGCCCUUGGAGGGCCCAGGUGGUUGUUGUUCGGACUGGGCAGAAAAAUAGGAUGGUGGUGGACUAUAGUCAAACCAUCAAUAGGUUUACGCAGCUUGACGCAUACCCCCUACCCCGCAUCGCGGAUAUGGCGGGCGGCCGGCUCUAUCACUUCCUGCGCGUCCCUUUCGGUGUCACGAAUGGUGUCUCUGUCUUCCAGAGGGAAAUGGACCGGAUGGUGGACCAGUACCAACUGCAGGCCACAUUUCCCUAUCUGGAUAACAUCACCAUCUGUGGUCAUGACAGGCCAGAUCACGACGCCAACCUCCAACGGUUUCUCCAA
Molecule: messenger RNA, 2180 nt
Organism: Hypanus sabinus (Atlantic stingray)
Lineage: Eukaryota; Metazoa; Chordata; Chondrichthyes; Myliobatiformes; Dasyatidae
Exons: 2
Molecular function (GO): zinc ion binding; nucleic acid binding
Source: RefSeq, a predicted model, not a curated record